Messenger RNA from Vicia villosa (hairy vetch), 654 nucleotides. Its product is annotated as NAC domain containing protein 52-like. The coding region runs from base 1 to 654 and encodes 217 amino acids. NCBI's taxonomy places the organism in Eukaryota, Viridiplantae, Streptophyta, Magnoliopsida, Fabales, Fabaceae. Gene Ontology annotation, molecular function: DNA binding. Gene Ontology annotation, biological process: regulation of DNA-templated transcription. The record is from RefSeq and is a predicted model, not a curated record. The transcript is spliced from 3 exons.
AUGGCUAUGAACGGAUAUGUUGAUUAUGAUUCGAUAGAUUGUGUUUCUCAAUUUCGUGUUGGUUACAGGUUUGAUCCAACGGAUGAUGAUCUCAUGAGCUUUUAUUUGAGGAAGAAGAUCUUUAACCAACCACUCACAUUUCAUGGAAUUCUUCAGUUUGAUGUGUUCCAAACUGAGCCAUGGAGGCUACCAAUUGAUACAAGAAAUUCAUUUAGUGAUAGGAAGUACUAUUUUUUUGAUGUGAGGAAUGGUAGGUUUGAAAACAUGGACAUAAGAGCAGCAGGUAAUGGCGAAUGGAGAAUUGUAGAAAAAAGAAAAGAAGUUUCUCUCCGAAGAAGCCGUUACUUCAUUGGAAGAAAGAACACUUUUGAGUAUUGGAAGAUGGAGGGAACACAAGUUGUGAGAAGUGAAUGGAUGAUGGAGGAGUUUCACAUCAAGCCAAUUCUUCAUCCUUACAUGAUGAAAAUCAUGAUUUUUGUGCUAGAUAUAGUGACUGAAUUUUUUAGCUCAAAUUUAAUACAGAAGUCAAUUUUAGGAGCAUAUAGAGUCUUUAAGAGGAAGGAGGCAAAGGGUGAGGAGAAAGUUACUACACCAACUGGGAAUGAUUUAACAAUGGAGGGUGAAGAUGAAUCAGCGAACCCUUCUGCUCCAUGA